Durotheca rogersii is the source of this 3563-nucleotide messenger RNA. RefSeq lists its product as uncharacterized. The record is from RefSeq and is a predicted model, not a curated record. NCBI's taxonomy places the organism in Eukaryota, Fungi, Ascomycota, Sordariomycetes, Xylariales, Xylariaceae. The transcript has 8 exons. Bases 344 to 3382 code for a protein of 1012 amino acids.
UCCUGCCCUUCUUCGCCUUAUUAUUUUUAGUCCUCGGCCCUCUCUCUCCUCCUCCCUCUCCUCCCUCCCUCUCCUCCUCCUCCUACUCGCUCUUCAAAAACUUUUACAUCAACAACCUCCCUCCGCCGCCUCCCUCGCCCGACGCCCUGCCCUCUCCUCUCCCACCACCGCCACCAGCAUCUUCACCAGCAUCCUCCAUGACUAUCUUGACGCGUCUUCCCUAGCUUCAACCGCGUUCUGUCUAUACUUUUGACAGCCUCGCAUGAUUUCUCCGUGCGGCUGCUUCUCAACUCCCCUAUUCAGGUAGCUCUAUCGGCUCGCCUCAUAUAACGUAGCGGCUGCGAUGGUUCUCUUCAAGCGCAAGCCGGUGCAGUUUCUGCAGACCCCGCUGGUGGAAGAUGAGUCCGCGGAGGUCUGGCUCAUCCCCCGGACGGGUGAGCUGUUCUUGACUUAUGAGGACUACUUGAAUCGCAUGGACUUUUAUAAACAGCCGCGCUUUAUAUGUCAGAUCACGGGCCACUCGGGCCUGACUUUCUUCGAAGCUCUUAAGAGCGAGCUUGCUGGGGCUCAAGAAGUUGAGCAGGCGUUCCCCGAAGCUCUCAAGGGGCCCAUCCUUCGCCGUAUUCAAUUUCAAACCAUCUCAAGGAUUGAUACCUUGGUAGAUAUGAUCUAUGAUGAAUUUAAGGCCGAUUAUUACCCAGGCGAGGCCGUCACCAUUCAACUCCCCGACGGGCAGCGCUUGACUGGCGUGGUUAGAGACAAGUCUCGUCUGGGGAGUAAGGUUCUGCCUGAUGGCACUCUCACCCAGCCCUACUCGCGCUAUUGCACCAGCAUCGACGGCCGACCUAACGAUGAUGCUGUCGUGGACAGUGAGCAUAUAUACCGCGACAGGAAGAUCUUUACGAAGUCCGUCUUGCGCUCUUUUAUUAAGAAGACUGUCACGCGCGAGACUUGGACCGGAGCACCCUGGUUGGUAAAGCACGAUGUGGCUGCCCAGUAUCAUAUCGACACUCGCGUGCCGCCGCAUUUGCGAUACGACAGUAAGGUGCUCGAGCGAAAGCAAAACCAGGCCCAGAGGAAGGCAUCCCAUCCCGUCAACGGGGUGCAGGACGUGAAUGGCUUGGCCAAUAGUUUUCAAAACCUGGGGCCCGUCCGGCUGCCCGAACUCAAGCCUGCGCCGAAGAGUCACAAGCCGGUCAAGAGUCACCACAACCAUCAGACGCACCGUGAUAUGGACGUCGACCAUCACAAUUCCGGCAUGUUUCCGCAUAGCCACGGGCCUCAUCCGCCGAUGCCGGGAAACAACCCUUUCCAAUUCCCUGUCCCAUUUAGGAACACGAUCCCUCCGCCGCCUCCUGUCGUUUCCCCUCCACAGAUAGAGGCGGCGCCGCCGCCGCCGCCGCCGCCGAAAUACCCGAUCGAGGACCUCCAGCUAGAACCUCGUGAUGAUUACGUCCGCCCCGCGCUGAAGUUUAUGUGCAGCGACCCACCAGAAGGUGUUGUUGACAGCGGGGCUCGAAACGAUAAAAUUCUGAUGCAGUCGAUCGGGCCGUUGCUAGAGACAUGGGACACGCUGAAUGUGUAUUGUGAGGUCUUCAAGCUCGAUUCUUUCACGUUUGACGAUUUUGUGGAGGCGAUGGAAAUCGCUAAUGAGGAUACCCCAUGUGAAUUGUUCACUGAGAUCCACUGCGCACUCCUGAAGCAGGUGGUGGAUUCGGAAAACGACGGAGGUAAGAUACUCGUCGCUCUGCCGGAGCUCGACGAGGACAGCGACGAGGACGAGGAAGAAGGCGCGGCUCCGAGCCCGGAACCGGAGCCGGAACCGAAGCCGACGGGACGUGCGACGCGGAGCAGCCUGGCGAAGCUCGAAGCGGAGAGGAUUAGGGCUGAGGCCGAGGCCGCCGAGAAGAUGGCGGAGCCCAAAGCCAGACAUCGCGCCCCUGACGCCCUCGCCAACUUUAACUGGAUCGAGCAGUUGAAGAAGCGUGAAUUCAAAGACGGCGGUUGGGAGUUGAUCAUUGUCGGGCUACUUAACCAGUUGUCUAAGAACACGCGGCAGACUGAAGCUUGUGAAGAAAUACUUGCUCAUCUCGUACCCCCGGACGUUGAACCGAGCCAGGAGACCGUGCGCGAACACUACUCGAAGCUUGACUUGAACCUGCGCGUCUCAGUUUUGCAGCUGAUAUGCAUGCUUACGAUCGACACUAGAGCCGUUCGGGGAUACAUGGAGGAAUGUGCGGAAACUAUGACAGGUUACCGCAAAGAGAAGAUCGAGUGGCAGAGACAGCGAAAGCAAGCUCUGGAGGACCUGAGGGCGCUUAACGACCAGCGCAAGAUCCUCCUGCCCGACAAUAUGCCUCCCUCCCCCCCGGUCGAAGAGACCGACGUUACUAAAACGAAUGGGGCAGGCGACGUUGACGUGAAGAUGGCCGAUGUCGACGACUCAGCCGAGGACCAUAGCGAAGAGGUCGGCGAGAGCGACGCAGAUGCCAACGCUCGGCGUAGUACUCGGCGAGGUGGUGUUCGAGCAGCCGAACGCCAGCGUAAGCGCGAGGAACAGGAACGUAAAAAGGAAGCCGAACUAGCCGCCAAGAUGCCCAAGCAGUCGAAGCAGUUCGUGAAACUACUCAAGGAUAUCCAGAAGAAGGAGGAUUUCGUCAAGAAAUGCGAGGAGGAGAUUGCUACGAUCGAUAACGAUCUUCGAGAGGCAGAUUGUGGCCGAACGCGAAUUCUGGGCAAGGACCGAUUCUGGAAUCGCUAUUACUGGUUCGAACGCAAUGGCAUGCCGUAUGCGGGAUUGCCUAAUAGUUCAACAGCCGACGCGGGUUAUGCGAACGGCUGCAUCUGGGUUCAGGGGCCCGACGACAUGGAGCGGGAGGGUUACAUCGACAUGAUCCCCGAAUACCAGGAUGAGUACAAGGCCAAGUUCAAGAUGACGGUUCCCCAGAGGAAGAAGAUGGAAGAGGGUCGAACGAGCGUGUUCAACGCACGCCAGUGGGGUUACUACUCGGAGCCCAGCGAAGUCGACUCGCUCCUCAACUGGUUAGAUCCGCGGGGCCUCAACGAGCUUAAGCUGCGGAAGGAAAUACUGAGUUACAAGGACAAGAUCGUCACCCAUAUGGAAAACCGACUGAGGUAUCUCGGGACGGCAGACGAAGGCGACGAAGGCAAGGAGAAGCCCAAGGAAAAUGGUAAGAAGGAUGAACCUAAGCGCAUGAGCACGCGAACCAAGACGCAGGCAAGCCCGGAACCUGCGCAGCACUACCGCUCUCUCAGCUGGACCAACACUGUGGCCAUCGACGAGCUAGGACACCUCCACAGCGAGCCGCCCCCACCGCCAAAGACGAAGUCGCGCAAGGCAUCGAAGAAGGGCCGAAGCUAGAGUACGAGAUGCUCAGUCCCACGCCCUCAGGAGUCGGCUCGAUUCCCGUCGAACGCAAACCCACGUUGAAAAUGCUUCCAUUACUAUCCUUCCUCCACACAUAACCGCAUAGCCGAAUGACGACGAAAUGGUUGAUUACGAUGGAACGUUUUUGCGAAUCCAUAGAAAGGAAAGCAUAAAG